Molecule: messenger RNA, 3329 nt
Organism: Scophthalmus maximus (turbot)
Lineage: Eukaryota; Metazoa; Chordata; Actinopteri; Pleuronectiformes; Scophthalmidae
Gene: wdtc1
Product: WD and tetratricopeptide repeats 1
Exons: 16
Coding region: 285-2297 (670 amino acids)
Biological process (GO): negative regulation of fatty acid biosynthetic process
Cellular component (GO): cytoplasm; Cul4-RING E3 ubiquitin ligase complex
Molecular function (GO): protein binding
Source: RefSeq, a predicted model, not a curated record
GUGAUGUGCUGCUCAGUGGGAGGAGGAGGGUUGUGUUCAUGUAAGGCAGCGUUAUUAGCGAGAGCCCUGCUGUCAACAAACUCCCACAGAGUGCGAUUAAUCACGUUUACCAAAUGGACAUUUCUUGACAGACGCAGUUUUAGUUCGAGGGACGCGGCGAGGUUCCUCCACGCAGCCGCGAUCCACAACUGAUUCUCAAGACAUCCAGAGUAAAUGUCAGCUGAGCUCUGACCCCUGGAACCCUCCAGCCCCCCGACCCCCAAUUGGUGCUGUGCGGUGAAGCCAUGACUGCUGUCAACAUCACCAGAGACAUCCUGCACAGGCAGAUCAGGGACAAAAGAGCUGCAGGCUUCCAAAGGUCCUAUCACGUGACUGACCCCUUCAUCAAGAGACUUGGACUGGAGGCUGAGCUUCAGGGCCACACGGGCUGCGUGAACUGCUUGGAGUGGAAUGAACGAGGAGAUCUACUGGCCUCGGGCUCAGACGAUCAGCAUGCCAUCAUCUGGGAUCCGUUCAGACACAAGAAGCUUACAACUAUGCACACGGGUCAUGCGGCAAAUAUAUUCUCUGUGAAGUUCCUCCCUCACUCCGGAGACAGAAUUUUGAUAACGGGCGCAGCCGACACAAAGGUCCACGUGCACGACCUGACGGUGAAGGAAACCAUCCAUAUGUUUUCUGAUCACACCAACAGAGUCAAACGCAUCGCCACUGCACCCAUGUGGCCCAACACCUUCUGGAGUGCUGCGGAGGACGGCAUCAUCAGACAAUAUGACUUGAGGGAGAGCAGCAAACGCUCUGAGGUGCUGAUCGACCUGACGGAGUUCUGUGGUCAGCUGGUCGAGGCCAAGUGUCUGGCCGUCAACCCACAGGACAAUAAUUACCUGGCAGUGGGAGCCAAUGGUCCUUUUGUACGCCUCUACGACAUCAGGAUGAUUCACAACUACAGGAAGUCUAUGAGUCAGAGCACGUCGGCAGCUGUGCACACAUUCUGUGACAGUAAGAAGCCCAUCCCCGACGGAGCCGGGCAGUAUUACGUUGCAGGGCACCUGCCUGUCAAACUCCCCGACUACAAUAACCGCCUUAGGGUCCUGGUGGCCACCUAUGUCACAUUCAGUCCCGAUGGCACAGAGCUGCUUGUUAACAUGGGCGGGGAACAGGUUUAUUUGUUUGACUUGACAUUUAAACAGAAGCCAUACACCUUCCUGCUUCCCAAAAAGUGCCAGUCAUCAGCAGGAGAUGUGCAGAAUGGAAAGACGACCAACGGCGUCUCCAAUGGAAUGCACUUGCCAACUAGCCAUAUUCACUUUGCCGGAAGCAAGAUGCGCUCUGGUUUUGCUGAGCUCCCUCCUCACUUGGAGAAGAUAAAGCAGGAAGCCAAUGAUGCAUUCGCGCAGCAGCAGUGGACACAGGCCAUCCAGCUGUACAGUUUAGGCAUUCAUCAGGCCAACUGCAACCCCAUGCUGUACGGGAACCGGGCUGCAGCCUACAUGAAACGCAAGUGGGACGGAGACCAUUACGAUGCCCUCAAGGACUGUCUGAAGGCUCUGAAUCUUAACCCCGGCCACCUGAAAGCACAUUUCAGACUGGCACGGUGUCUGUUUGAGCUGAAGUACGUUACUGAGGCUCUGGAGUGUUUGGACGACUUCAAGGGAAAGUUUCCGGAGCAGGCACACAGUAGUGCCUGUGACGCCUUGGACAAAGAUAUCAAGGCUGCUCUCUUCUCCGAGACGGAAUCAGCCGAAGAUAAAAAGGCCAACAGCUCCAUUCGUUUCCGCUGGUACAGUCGGAAAGAGUCGAUCCCCGAGGACGAGUUGGUGCUGAGAGAGCGCAGCUUCGACUACAAGCACAGAUACUGCGGCCACUGCAACACCACCACUGACAUCAAAGAGGCCAACUUCUUCGGAAGCAAAGGGCAGUACAUCGUCAGUGGCUCAGACGACGGCUCCUUCUUCAUCUGGGAAAAGGAGACGACCAAUCUGGUGAGGAUCCUGCAGGGGGACGAGUCCAUAGUCAACUGCCUGCAGCCCCAUCCCAGCUACUGCUUCCUGGCUACGAGCGGCAUUGACCCUGUCGUUCGAUUAUGGAACCCCAGACCAGAGACGGAGAAUGAGAACGGGCGCGUGGUCGAGGACAUGGAGGGUGCUGCUCAGGCAAACCAGCGACGUAUGAACGCCGAUCCGCUGGAGGUUAUGCUGCUCAACAUGGGCUACCGCAUCACGGGUCUGCGUGGCGUUGGCCCAGACGGCUCGGAUGACGAAGACAGCUCAGAGGGACAAGUGCAGUGUCGGCCAAGCUAAGCAAACAGUCGGGCCAUUCUGCAGAAUGGAUGUAGACAGCGAAGCGCUCUCCCAGCUCCCGUUUGAAUUUUUUAUUUCCCCUCUGUCUGACGAUAACAUUUGAGUGAAUGUCAUGCCACAUUUCUGCACUAUGCAUCGCCCUCCGCUAUCCUGAGACAGGAUUGGCGGAGACCACUUUGGGGAGGGGAAGUCAUUGACGAUGGAGACGACGCCCAUCUCGCCCCCUUUCACACCUCAGCCCCUCCCUCCACUCUGCGGUUGCAGGGGGGGACACUUUUGAGGAGAGCACCUUUUAUGUCACUCACAGUUUCUCUCGCAGAAGGAGUUUGACACUUAUCCCUCCUCAGGUUUAUGUUGGAGAGACGCGCACACACGUAGGAGAAGCCUGCACUUGGGCGACCUAUUUUUUUAGGUCAGUGUGACCACACAGUGGCAGUGUCCUCCAUGGAGGAUCGCAUCACAGACCAGAAGACGGUGCUUUGUUGCAUCUGCUGCCUCCUCUUCAAGAAGAGAAGUCACAGUGCCCGCUCAUCUCAGAAAGGCUGCGCACACACAUCACCGAUUCUGAGUUAGACUGGGUCAUAUUUUCUGUUGCAGUUUUGAUCAUGGAAAAAAAAGCUUAGAAUUCAUUAGAAUCUGCAAGUCGUGAAAGUUGCCCGCGUUGUUGCGAUCAAGUGUAUUUACAAGCUUUGUUUAGUUUAUAACUGUCAGAGGGGAAAAAGGAAUGGUUUCUUCUGCCAAAGGUUGUCUGUCAUUUCAGCGGCCAAGGAUUAAUGUUUUUUUUCUCUGUUUCAUUGAAACAUCAUUUUGUCAUACUGUACUCCUUUUACUUAAGAGGUAUUAUUUGAACAAAUAUUUGUUUGAAAAAAAAUCCCAACACCUUCUAAUACAGCUUUUGUUUUAAAAUGAAGUCUCAUGCAUUGUUGACUGAUUGUAAAUGUCAUUUGGCGUGAAAUGAAACUUCUGUCGGGUUCGAUUGGGACACACGCUCAUUUUGUGGUACAGUAUACAGCAUAAAAGAGUACACCCUCA